Cydia pomonella (codling moth) is the source of this 5103-nucleotide messenger RNA. It is a transcript of the gene Pgant2, whose product is annotated as polypeptide N-acetylgalactosaminyltransferase 2. The transcript is spliced from 10 exons. NCBI's taxonomy places the organism in Eukaryota, Metazoa, Arthropoda, Insecta, Lepidoptera, Tortricidae. The record is from RefSeq and is a predicted model, not a curated record. Gene Ontology annotation, cellular component: Golgi apparatus. Bases 135 to 1757 code for a protein of 540 amino acids.
GUACUAGCUCAGUUUGCACGCCGCAGCUCAGAGCGCGGCCGCGCGCCGCCGACCGACGCUUAACCGUCAAACCAGUGCUCUAAAGAAAACUAAACGAGCGUCCUCUAGUGUGUGCAUUCCAUUUUCAAAUCAAGAUGAGGCGCAACGUGAAAAUUAUGUUCCUGAUCGGAACUGCUUGGAUGUUUUUCCUUUUUUACUACAUGCAGUCUGAUGCUCCACAGUCUAAGGAAGAAAACAUAGCCCUACGACUAAUAAAACAAACGAACAUCGAAGAGACAGAGAGCAGUCCAUCAGCUGACGAGCCGUACACCAGCACAGGGCGGUACUUUGACGAGGGGGGGUAUGUGGCGGGCGGCUCCAAGGACUCCGACCCGUACGUGCGGAACCGCUUCAACCAGGCCGCCUCCGAUGCCCUACCGAGCAAUAGGGCCGUGCCUGACACGCGAAAUGCUAUGUGCCGCCUAAAGAAAUACGAUGAAGAUCUCCCUCAGACCAGCGUCAUCAUCACCUUCCACAACGAAGCUCGCUCAACGCUCCUGCGUACCAUCGUCAGUGUCCUAAAUAGAAGUCCGGAACAUCUCAUCAAAGAAAUAAUUCUAGUUGAUGACUUCAGUGAUAACCCGGAAGACGGUGCAGCGCUGCGUGCUAUCCGCAAAGUGCGCGUGAUUCGCAACAGCAAGCGCGAGGGGCUGAUGCGGUCGCGCGUGCGCGGAGCCGACGCGGCCACCGCGCCCGUGCUCACCUUCCUCGACUCGCACGUCGAGUGCAACGCGCACUGGCUCGAGCCGCUGCUGCAGAGGAUCAAAGAGGACCCGACUCGCGUGGUGUGUCCCGUGAUCGACGUGAUCAGCAUGGACAGCUUCCAAUACAUCGGCGCCUCGGCCGACCUGCGCGGCGGGUUCGACUGGAACCUGGUCUUCAAGUGGGAGUACCUAUCUCAUUCGGAGCGUAGCGCGCGCCUGAGCGACCCCACGCAGGUGAUCCGCACGCCCAUGAUCGCUGGCGGUCUAUUCAGCAUGGACCGCAAGUAUUUCAACAAGCUGGGCAAGUACGACAUGAAGAUGGACGUGUGGGGCGGCGAAAAUUUGGAGAUAUCAUUCAGAGUGUGGCAAUGUGGUGGUUCCCUGGAGAUAGUUCCCUGCUCCCGCGUCGGCCACGUGUUCCGGAAACGGCAUCCGUACACCUUUCCAGGGGGCUCCGGCGCUGUGUUUGCGAGGAACACCCGCCGCGCCGCCGAGGUCUGGAUGGACAACUACAAGGAACUCUACUACAGGUCGCAGCCGCUGGCCAAGCAGGUUGACUAUGGAGACAUCUCGGAGCGCGUGGCGCUGCGCACGCGGCUGCACUGCAAGCCGUUCCGCUGGUACCUGGAGCACGUGUACCCCGAGCUGCAGGUGCCCGCGCUGGCCGACGCGCCGCGCGCCGUGCGCCAGGGCGCGCGCUGCCUGGACACCAUGGGCCAUCUCAUCGACGGCACGUUAGGAAUGUAUCCUUGUCACAAUACGGGCGGCAACCAGGAGUGGCGCUUCGAGAACGGCCUCCUGCGGCACCACAGCCUGUGCGUGUCGCUGUCCCGCGACGACCGCGUCACGGCCGUGCUGGCCGCCUGCGACCCGUCCGACUUCGCGCAGCUGUGGAGGAGGAAGGGCGCGCUCAUCACGCACGCCAAGCUCGACGCCUGCUUGGACACCGACCGACCAGCACUAUAUUUAGAAAAGUGCAACGAAGACAAACCCAGUCAACAGUUUACGUUUUAAAUGAAACACUACCCUAUUAGAGCGAAGCUAUACGUUUAACAAUUUUUAAAAAUCUGUUAAACAUGACUUCGAAAUAUUAGAAGAUCAAUUUAUCAGUAUUGAAGUAUUCCAUAGUAACUCUUUUAAGAUAAUCACUUCAAUUUAAUUUUUGUAUCUACUUCGUGGAAUGUCAGGUUCGCUGGUAUACCUCGUUUAAAAAUACUUGAUCAUCAUACCUAAAAUCUGGAGGAGGAGGAUACCUAAAUUCCUAGAGGAAAUUUCUAUCUCAUGGUGAAUCCUCAUUAUUUUACUCCUACCUGCUAACAAUGCGAUCCAAUAUCAUAUAUAGGCUCUACAGUGCUAAUCAUUAUUGUUAAGUAGGUAAAUAAGAAACUUUAUACAACUAAAAGACGGUUUCGCUUUAAAGCCUAUUAUUAAGAACAGUUAUUCCUUCAAGAUAUGGAUGCCCCUUUUUGGCGUUUAGUUUUAAGAAAGUUGCUGUGAUUAAUUAAGUAAAAAGACUAUGAAUCUUCUUAUAAGAUGCCCUAUAUUGUACGACGUCACCAAAUUGAUAAUCAUAUUAAUCAUCACAUAUACCUAUAUUAUCACAUCACAGCAACUUAUACAUAGUAUUUAAAUAUAUGUGGGAUCUGAUUUGAAUUUCUUAAUGCGAAUUAAAGGUAUUUCAUUAGGGUUAUACUCAUUUAAUUUGUCAAAAUUUCGAGGAGCCCUAGGGUCUACUUUUACAUUUCCGACGUACUUUAAUUUAUACUUAACUGUCAUUUUGACAAGAAUCUAUUUAAAUAAACAAGAAAACUUUAACAGUCAAUAACUUGUAGGAUUUAAAAACUGGAGACGCCUUGACUAUAAUUUUCUAUACAAAACAGUCUGCCGAUUUUUGUGGGGGAGGGGCACGUCAAAUGUAUGGCUAUUUCUACGUAAUGUACAAAUAGCCAUGUCAGCCCAUACAAUGCAUAUGACCAUUGGCCGAGCUUUUCGACAGAGCGACGGAGAUAAGCUCUUAAAGGCGUCUCCAGUUGUUAAAUCCUCCAAGGUCAAUAAUGAUGAAAUUGAAUAUUAUUUUAGGACAAUAUGUUUUUUUUUCGUAAUGUAAUGUAAUAGCUAAUUACAUACCUACGUAUAACUCCACAGCGUGUAAGUGUUAAGACUCACUUAAUAAUCUCAUGAAAUUAUUGAAUGAAUGAUUUGCGACUAAGUACAUUAAUAGUAGUUACCAUAAAGUUGUAAAUAUGUAAUUAUUGUAAGUGCCGGGAAAGUGGAAUGUGGAUAUUAUGUAAUGUAAUGUAGGAUUUUGUAAAGCAGUUGCAUUAUAUUAGAUGUAAAACUGUUAUCUCCUAGGAUAUUUUAGUUGAAGCAAUACAAUUAGGUUUAUUAUUAUUAUUUGAAAAAAUAUUAACAUAUGGCCUAUAUUUAUUUAGACUUCAUAAAAGCAAGUAUUUGUUACGUAUUUCAAUUAUAUUUAAAUACUCGUUCGUUUUAAGAUUUAUGUUAAAAUUCGUGUGUAUGUUUAUGAUAGAAACAAUAAUGAAUAAUGUAUUUUUUUUUAUUACUUUUAUUGGGACUGUUUUUGGGAUUACCAUCUAUACAUAUAAUAUAUAUAUGUAAAGUAAGCAUUACUAUGUUAAGAUUUAGACUACUUUAAUGACAAAUCCAGCUCAUUUGCAGUGACUGGAAUUAAGGUACUUUUAUAGCCAAAAAAAUGUACUUACGUAUUUACUUCCUUAUUAUUUGGAAGAAAUCUUGUUUAGUUGGUACCGUCAGCUCUUUGAAGUGAACAAAAGUUUAUUGCCAUGGGAAUAGGGCGUAUAGAGCAUGUAUAACCUGUGUGUUAUGAUGCGUACCUAGUUACUGAAUAAAAAAAUCGGGUUUCUAACAAAUAGUAUGCCACUAAAAUAAUUUAAUCAUAUUUCCACUGCCGGUAAGAAUAAUCUUUGCUAAUACACUAACUGUAGGCAUUUUGCCUCUCAUAUGUGCCUAGACAAUUGUGUAUUGAUAUGUAUGUCACAAAAUAUAAUAUUUCUGUUAUUUAAAAUUAUUAAAGAGUCCGUCCAAGCUGACUCUGCACUGACUGACAGAAUAAAGUGUGCGAAAUUUCUAUGAAAAAUGACUUUUAGUGUGCGUCAUUAAAAUCAUUUUUCAUAGAAAUUUAUGAUAUCUUUUCCACUGUUAUUGCAAAAGCCAUGCAGAGUUAGAUUGGUCCGACUAAAAUGAGUUUAAAAUGUAAGAUAUUGUGAUAUAGGAUGAAGGUGUGAUGUCAUUACUAACGGGGCGAGAUGGCGUCAUGAGUAAGAACUAUGCUAUUUAGAACCCUAGAAGGACACGGUCAUUAUGAUAACAACUACACAUUCCUGCUUGUCGUUCUUGUGUCACCGAGAGAACAAUCUUUUCAUUGAAAAUACUUAAUUGCUUGACAGAUUUUGUCUUUACAGUUCAAGCUUCUAAACCAUUUUUUUGUGCUGUUCUCGGUAGCGAUAUUUGUUAGGGCGGGGCUCAGUGGCCAUUGCGGUGGCGCCAUCUCGGACGUUUAUGCAACAAAAAGCGAUCGAUUUCACGCAAGUUAUUGUAAAUAAUUGUAAAUAUUCGUAGUAACCGUGUUAACCAAUUUAACUUAUUAAGAGAACAUAGAGUCUAUUGUUUUAACUUUUAUUGACAAGAACUUGCGAGUAAUUUCAAUAGGAUGAACAGAACUUUUUUAUUUAGGUAAUUUAAUUUAAGUACCUACCUUUCGUCGUUGUAAUUUAAAAACAUUCCAUUAUUAUUUCCGUCCUAAUUAUUUCAAAUGCUAAAUUAACUGCGACGCCUAGGAAGCUACUUUAAUUGCUAUAUUGUGUUGGAUAUAUAAGAAGAAGAAGAGGUACUAAUGUAGGAAUUCUUAAUAUUAUUAUUGAUUAAACACGAAUAUUUUUAAAUGCUCUUUUGAGGUAUUGUUUUAGAUGAAAAUAUAAUUUCGAUGAAAAAGUAUUGAUCCAAUGAAUAAAUAUCACAACUUUGGCAAAAAGCUAGUUGUAUUUUUUCAUAAGGGAUUUUAUGAAUCUAUAAAUGAAAUUUAUAACUACAUACUGUACGUACUAAGUAGUUAUAGCUACGUAAGAAAAAUCACGACAUUCACUAUAAAGGCACCUAGAGCACAAAGUAGAAAUUAUCGAAACAAAGUAAGAAAAAACUUUUAUACAUACUAUUGUUUUUUUAUUUUAUUUUUACGAAUUGUUAAAUAGCGGCAAAAAUGCCCUAGUCAAGCUUUGUUAAAAUUAUUUUAAUAAUUUCGAGAAUUAUGUUCAAUCAAUGUGUGAUUUUAUUUUUAGUGAGAGAACUUUGCAUAAGUAAAAUAAAAAAAACGUAUGAUGAA